Molecule: messenger RNA, 2518 nt
Organism: Andrographis paniculata
Lineage: Eukaryota; Viridiplantae; Streptophyta; Magnoliopsida; Lamiales; Acanthaceae
Product: F-box/FBD/LRR-repeat protein At1g13570-like
Exons: 4
Coding region: 180-2105 (641 amino acids)
Molecular function (GO): protein binding
Source: RefSeq, a predicted model, not a curated record
CGUUCUUAGCAAUCUUGGUGUCUCACUAAAACCCUAGAAGAAGUUGAACCGAACGUUCAGUAGCGCACGCUCAUUCCAUACUCACACCUCCGGAGUUUCUGUUGCUUCUUGCUUACUCUUCACAAGCUACGACUUCAUACCAACAUUUUGAGUUAAGGUGAAGAAUCGUUCUCUGGUAAAUGGAUCCCGACAGAAUCAGCGGGCUUCCUGGCGAAGUCAUCGACAACAUUCUUAAAUACUUGCCUUUGGCAGAUGCGGUGAGAACUACCGUACUAUCGAGAGAAUGGAAUUAUAAGUGGUUAACAAUUCCGCAUAUAGAUCUCGGUUGGAACUUCAGACAAUCGUUGCCUUCAGGAUUCCCCCGUGAAUGUGUCAUCUCCCACAUAUUGUGUUUCCACAAAGGACCCAUAAUCAAGUUUUCACUUAGACAUAAUCUUGACCGUGGCCAUGUGGCUGUGGAUCGAUGGCUCAAGAUCUUGCAAAGCAAACUUGUUGAGGAGUUAUCACUAUUAUUCAAUUCUGUCACCCAACGCACUCUAUAUGCCGUGCCUAAAGAUCUAUAUAGUUUUCAUCUCCUCAGGCACCUAGAGCUUAGUUCUGCUGACAUCAAUUUGCCUUCUACUUUCAAAGGUUUUAGUGCGCUUGUCAAACUUACUCUUACUGAUGUCCAGAUCACCUCUGAAAAUUUGCGCGAGUUUAUUUCUAAAUGUCCGAUGCUUGAGUACUUGGAUCUUCAGGGGUUGACUGGCUUUACAACAUUUUGGUGCCACAAUGUUGAUGCUCCUAGAAUCACAUACUUGAGGCUUGAACGAAUGGACGUCAAAUUACCAUUUACUUUCAGUGCUUUCAGUUUGCUUGCCGAACUUAGGCUUUGGGCACUCCGCAUUACCCUUCAAGAUUUGGAAAGGUUGUUAUCUGGAUGCCCAUUUCUUGAGUUGGUUUCUAUUACAGAGUGUUUUGACCAAACCUCACCCUGUCAUCUUGAUAUAAAUGCUACUAAUCUCAAAUACUUAAGGCUUGAUUCGUUACCUACCUUUGAUGGUUUUAGUCGACUUAUCAAACUUGAACUUGAGAAUUUCCGAAUUACUCCUGAAGAGUUGCGAAGUGCUAUUUCAAAAUGUCCCAUGCUUGAGCGGUUGUCUAUUGGCUCAUGUUUGGCACCAGCCACAUUUUGGUGCCUUGAUAUUGAUGCUCCCAAUCUUAGAAGCUUGAAUCUUACUCGUACCAACAUCAAACUUCCCCCUGGAUUCAGUGGUUUUAGUAGGCUUUUCCAUCUUUAUCUUGACGGCCUCUGGAUUGAUCCUAAAGAGUUGCAGCUGUUUAUAUCAAAAUGUCCAAUGCUUAGAACAUUGGAUGUUAAAAAUUGCAAUGAAAACGUAUCUUGGUCCCUCAACAUUGAUGCUCCUAACCUCCGGGACGUGCAUUUAGGGGGCUUGUUCAGAUCAGUUUGUUUGAAAAAUACAGGAUAUGUUGAAAAAUUUAUUGUUGACAAUGACAGAGGUGGUUAUGGAAAUUUUAGAUCGCCUGGGAUGAUUGUAGAUGGGAGUAACAUGAUCAAGGUUUUUGAUCAGCUUCCAUCUCUUGUAAAACUGGAAUUUGGUAUCUCCUUUUUGCAGUUCUUGGCUUUGGGUGGCCCGCCGCAAGAACUUCCUUGCAAGCUCAACAAUUUGACGAUGAUUGAACUUAGAUAUAUUGAUUUGGCAAUCUUGGACAAUGUCACUUGUGUUGUUUGCCUGAUUAGAAGCUCCCCUAUCUUGCGCAGCCUUGAGAUUAUAUUUGAUUGGAAGUCCGAGAGGUCGUUUAGUGAUUCAGUGAGAGCUGAGCAGAUGUGUAAAGUUGUGGAAUAUCUGAAAGGUGAGCAGAAGCAAAAUACUCCUUGCAAUAACCUCAAAAUUGUGAAAAUUGAAGGGUUUACGGGUACUGAACCUGAAGUAGAAUUUGUGAAGCUUCUUCUAUCCUGGGGAACUGAACUUGAACGAUUGGUGCUAUUUUCUUAUACUGAUGCUGAGACUCAAGUACCAAACAUGGCGAUAAAAGAGUUGAAGAGGUUCUAUUGGGAGUCAUCUUCCAAACCGAAAUUUAUCAUAGAUAAACCGAUGGUUUGAAAUUUUAUCUUGGGCAUGAACCUACACUCUAUCUUUGAUUUUCUUUUGUUAUUUUUUUACUGCUUUUUCGUCUUGGGAUAUUACGAUUUCUACUAAUGUAGUAGUUGCAUAUGAUUUUGUUUCAUGUUUCUUAGCUUUUUUUUUCAGAUUAUUUGCAUCCAUUGAACUUUAGGUGGCAUAGGGGCUAAUGUAGUUAUAUAUGAUUUUAAUUCCUGUUUCUCGACAUUUUGUAGAUUAUUUGUAUCUAUUAAUCUUUAGGUGAUGCAUUGGAUAAAGGUACUAGUGAAGCAUACAUAGUGGAAUAAUUCGAACUAAGUAAUUUUUUCGAGAACCCAUAAAGUUGUAAAAGCAAAUCAUGAGCAGGAAUACAAGAGACUAUGAGAUGAGAUAUUCGAGUCGAUAUGAAAGUUACA